AUGGCUCCCUCAGCUUCCAAGUGGUGGCAAGCCCCCGACGAUGCCGACCUCGAUUACGGAUUCGAGUCUGACGAUCUCGACACUAGAUUCGCCGAACCUGUUCGGAAUUACUCGCACCGGCGGCCGUUGACCCGACAAGAAAGCGAACGAGAAGCGCGAGAACAGGAAGCAGACGGUGAGGGAGGAGUACUUAGAAAUAUGUCGGCUUGGUUCCAGCGCCAAGCUGGUUCACAUAAUUCCCAGCUUGCUACGACGGCUGUGCUGUCGGGCGCUGCGGCUGCGGCUGCGGUUUUUGGCUAUCAAGCAUAUAAGAGAAAGGAAGCGGUCAAUGAUCUGAAAGCUUCUAUUCCGGCGGUUGGUGAGGAACACCGUGAGGGAAAGGGUCUUGCGAAGCUUCGGUCAUCAUUUAUUAUCGUUGUUGGCUGUGGUGGUGUGGGCUCUCAUGCCGCGGCAUCAUUGGCGAGAUCCGGCGUCGCGAAGAUCCGUCUCAUUGACUUCGACCAAGUUACGUUGUCCUCGCUCAACAGACACGCAUUGGCUACUCUGGCAGACGUUGGUACACCGAAGGUCCACUGUAUUCGGAGGCGGCUGGAGCAGAUUGCGCCCUGGGUGAUGUUCGAUUGUCGCAACGAGCUCUUUGGCAAAUCCGCGGCUGAUGAUCUCCUCGGCCCAUGGACAUUGACACACGACGGAGAAGGCCGACGACCAGACUUCGUGCUGGACUGUAUCGAUAAUAUUACCUCCAAGGUUGAUCUGCUUCACUACUGCCAUACGAACUCGCUUCCAGUGAUCUCGUCUAUGGGCGCCGGUUGCAAGUCGGACCCGACUCGGGUGGUGGUUGGAGAUAUCUCCAACACCAUCGAUGAUCCCCUCGCCCGCAGCACACGGCGCCGAUUGAAGGCGUUGGGAGUGAGCUCCGGCAUCGCCGCUGUUUUCUCAACUGAGAAACCUGGUCCGGGCAAAGCGAGCUUGCUGCCUCUGCCCGAUGAAGAGUUUGCCAAGGGCCAAGUUGGCGAACUAGGUGUUCUCCCUGAUUUCCGCGUCCGUAUCCUCCCCGUGCUGGGCACUAUGCCUGCAGUUUUUGGCUACACUGUCGCCAACCACGUUAUCUGCUCUGUGUCUGGAUAUCCAAUUGACUACUGUGUGUCUGCCAAAGGUCGCGAGAAGCUAUAUGAUAGCGCUCUGGCUUUCUUGCAGGGUUUUAUGGAAAGGCAAGUGCGGCAGGUCGCGGGAGAAGAUCCCGUUGGGCUCCGCCUUCCAAUCACAAAAGAUGAUCUCGCAUUCCUGGUGGAAGAGGUCUGGAGGGGUAGAAGUGCGAUCACUGGAUUGUCCAACCGUCUGGUUUUGAUCCCCUGGGAGACCCCAGCACAAGGAUUUGGCAUGGACCGGACUUGGGAGGGAGAAAAAGAUGGACAGAAGGUCAUCCGGCUCGAACUGACGGACUUGGUUUGUAUGACCAAGGACGAAGCGACCCUCCAUGAGCGCGAGGUCAUCCGCGGGAGCCGAAGGCCUGAAGAUGUAUAUGACGAGGCAGCUCUGCAGCGAGUGACCCUGCGAAAGAAGGAGAUAGAGGCCUAUCAACAGUACCGGUAG
Messenger RNA from Penicillium macrosclerotiorum, 1593 nucleotides. Its product is annotated as tRNA threonylcarbamoyladenosine dehydratase. Gene Ontology annotation, biological process: cyclic threonylcarbamoyladenosine biosynthetic process. The transcript is spliced from 2 exons. Gene Ontology annotation, molecular function: ubiquitin-like modifier activating enzyme activity; tRNA threonylcarbamoyladenosine dehydratase activity. The coding region runs from base 1 to 1593 and encodes 530 amino acids. Lineage: Eukaryota; Fungi; Ascomycota; Eurotiomycetes; Eurotiales; Aspergillaceae. The record is from RefSeq and is a predicted model, not a curated record. Gene Ontology annotation, cellular component: mitochondrial outer membrane.